Messenger RNA from Durusdinium trenchii, 2205 nucleotides. The record is from the annotation of a GenBank genome assembly. NCBI's taxonomy places the organism in Eukaryota, Dinophyceae, Suessiales, Symbiodiniaceae.
AUGACUUUGAGCGACCUCAAGUUCUAUGCCCUUAUGCCGGACGAGGAGGGCAGGGCUCCCCUUGAACUGCCUCAAACCUUUGACCUUCGGAGGCCGGAUGGAUGGUUCAUGUCGGAGGUCAUGCCCCGGAUUGAGCGCCGCCAGGAGAGGAUGCUUUGGAAGAUGACAUGGGAAGGAGCUGGAAAGGCUCGAGCUCAAGGACAACCUGCAGGUGGAGAUGGGGGCCAUCGGGAAGAGAAGCUCACUUUGAAGGCUUUGUACGGCCCAAAGCUCACGGCAGAAGAGACGGCAAGAGCUAAGGAUCGAGCACCGACCAACAAGGAGGGAAAGCUCCUAUGCUGGGGGUAUCUGACCCAUCUGGGCUGCUCUCAGCAAGGUUGUCAAAGAGCUUAUGAACCUCUCAGGGGACCGUUUGAGUCCCUCGACCCGGCGGUUCAGCUUCAGAUGGUGCGAAGGGGAGGACUCAAGCGCAUGAAGGCCGAGACCAAAGAAACAGCUGCAGAAAAGAUCAAGGAGAUCAGAGCUGGGGUAGCCAAAGAUAAGGCUUCGAAGGUCCAAGAUGGGAAGGAUAGACGUCGAGCGGGACAUGGGGACCAGCCUCAGGGUGAAGCUGAAGGGCACGAGAAGGCGGGCGGUCAUCAUGGAGUUCGAUGGGAGGCACCGGAAGAGAUGGUGCAGGUCGACUACACCCACCAGGAGAAGGAGUUUGCCGAUUUGGUGGCGGGCCCCGACCCCUCCAUUUACGAGAAUGUGCCCAGGGAGUCACAACCUCAUCCUGGACGUGAAGGGGAGACGGCGCCCAGAGAAGCGCAAGACCUCGUGAGGAAAGCUCAAGCCCUAGCAGACGGGCCCGUACUCAGCAAGCUGCAGGAAGCAUCGGAUGACCUCUAUGCUUGGGCGUCUACGAGGGUGGCAAACGAUCCAGAGAUCCCGUUUGAGACGCUGAUGGAGGAGAUGGUGCAGUUUGGGUUGGGCGAAUUGGCGGCCGAGGCGGCAUACCUCUUGGAGACCCACGGAGGAGGGCCAAAGGCUGGGAAUCAGGCUCGAUGCCGGGUCGGAGAUACCCGUUGGGAGGCGGACGGGCCGGGCAAAGCGCUGGUUGAGAUUGAUGAGGAAUCAUGGGCGAUGUGGGACUUUGGGGAGAUGGUCUACAUGACGGAGGAGCUGGCGGGCCUGUUAGGGGUGAUCGAACCAGAGAAGGAGAAGAGGCAAUGCGUCACCAAGGUCUUUGCCGCUGGCCUCCUCAUGGCUCAGACGAAGAAGGUCCCUGGAAUGGAGGAGGUCGAGAAGUUGACCCAGGAGUUUCGUUUGGAGCAGGCACGUUUGGCGGUUGAGGCAGAAGGUGUCAUGAGUCACCCCGAAGCGAAGGUGGCCCCGGUGGAGCAUGAACUGCGCAUGUACGCCCACGACAUCCUAAAGCCCCACCACGACAAGGACUACCGAGCGUUGGCAGUCUUCCCUCUGGCAGCUUUGGAGGAGGUCAGGAUCAUUGUGGUCCGAGUUGACUACGAGGGCGAUAUCCUCCUGGAAACAGUUGUGGGCAGUCAGUGGACCCAGCAGGACGUAUGGGUCAUGAUCUCCAAAGGGCACAUGACUUUGCUACAACCACCCUCCAGCGCGGCUGAGGAAAACUUGUUGCGCAAAGAGGAGGUGUAUCACACCCCAUGCCUUGGGUUCAGAUACUUCUGGCAUCAGCGCCAUGACCAGGCCAAGACCGUCAUGGCAGGAGGUGGCCACACGAUGAAGACCGUCCAUGGAGCACGAGGACAUGCAGGCUUGGUGCUGAGGGAGUACUUCGCGGGGCAUGGGGUCAUCACGAAGGGUUGGACGGAUGCCGGGAUGGUCGCUCUUGAACCCAUCGAGCUUUACGACCAACCACAUCAGCAACUCGGCCUACGGCCAGAUCAUGACUUAGCCCAAGCGGACCGCCAGAAGUUCUACCUGGACAAGCUCAAGGAACAGGAGUCCAACGUGCAGUGGAUUGCGAGCCCGUGCACCACCUUCUGUGACUGGUGCCUCCAGAAUGGAGGAACAAGGACAUUUCAGAACCCAGCUGGCCUGCCUACAGAGAAGGAGAAGAUUGGGAAUAUCCUCUCGGAGUACGGGGCGAAGGUGUUUGAGAAGUCCAUGCAGCAAGGACCCUGGCCUCCCUUUGCCUGUGGUGUGCGGCGUCGUGCUGGGCGAUGUGGCUUUUCAGCGUCGUGG